Molecule: messenger RNA, 1272 nt
Organism: Myotis daubentonii (Daubenton's bat)
Lineage: Eukaryota; Metazoa; Chordata; Mammalia; Chiroptera; Vespertilionidae
Gene: CD8B
Product: CD8 subunit beta
Biological process (GO): regulation of immune response
Cellular component (GO): cell surface
Molecular function (GO): MHC class I protein binding; coreceptor activity
Source: RefSeq, a predicted model, not a curated record
CCAGUCUCUGCAGGGCCCCGCGGGGACCAGGUGUCUAGGCGCCAAGAUGCGGCUUUGGCUCUGGCUGCUCCUCCUCGCAGUGCAGCUGGCAGCUCUCCACGGCAGCUCUGUACUCCAGCAGACCCCUGGGAAGAAGGUGGCUCAGACCAACACAGAGGUGAAGCUAGUCUGUGAAGCCAAAACCUCCCAAAACCUGCGCAUCUACUGGCUGAGACAGCGCCAGGCCCCAAGCAUGGACAGUCACUAUGAGUUCCUGGCCUUCGGGGAUUCUAGAACGCCUGUGUAUGGCAAGGAUGUGAAGCCGGAGAAGCUAAAUGUGAGUCUGGCGGCAACCCAGUCCGUUCUCACUCUCAGAAGUGUGCAGCCUGCAGACAGCGGUGUCUACUUCUGCAUGACCAUCGGGUCCCCCGAGCUGACCUUCGGGAAGGGAACUCAGCUGACUGUGGUUGAUGUCCUUCCCACCACUGCCAAGCCCACCACCAAGUCCACCCCUAAGAAGAUAAGGUGCCGGCGCCCAAGCCCCGUGACUCGGAAGGGCCCGCCUUGCGGCCCCCUGACCCUCGGCCUGCUGGUGACCGGCGCCGUGAUUCUGCUGGUGUCCCUGGGUGUGGCCAUUCACCUGUACUGCCAGCGGAGGAGAGCCCGGAUUCGCUUCAUGAAGCAGCUUCAUAAAUGAGCAGAGGAUAUGCUGCUGGUGUCCGGCCACAGAGAUGCCUGGUCAGGAAAGAGCGAGAUGUGGAGAAAGGAGAGAGAAGGGACACGCUGCCUGGAAACUUCACUGAGCUGCUGGAGCUGCCUGCUUUCACCACUGCAAGUUCUUCCUGUGGGCCUCGUGCAUGGUGGUCACCUGGCCCCGGAGCCCGUGGCACUUCCUGCAACUCGGGGCACACUGGCGGACGGAGUCAGAAAUGCCACCCGCACCCCUUCCGCUCCUUGCGCGUCCUUGCCCCGUUUGGCUAUGACCUGGACUCCUGAGACGUGGGGCAGUGCUGGCGUGGCUUCCCUUGUCCUUCCCGGGCUGGGGCCUGACAGUCCUCACAGGGAGCCCAAGGACCAGACCCAGCGGGAGGGCUGACCUGGCUCUCAUCGUGCCCAUGUCUGCGGACCUCUUCUGGGGCUGGGAUCCGGUGGUGUGGGGUGCGGGAGGUCACUUCAUCUCCCAUUAGAAACUUCCUUGGCUUUCACUUCUGCCUUCUCAUGGCUUGUAUAUUUCUUCUCUCACUUUCCAUUCCUUUUAUAAAAAUGUCUCGGUUGUAAAAAAUAAAAUCCUAA